Molecule: messenger RNA, 1391 nt
Organism: Quercus lobata
Lineage: Eukaryota; Viridiplantae; Streptophyta; Magnoliopsida; Fagales; Fagaceae
Product: aspartic proteinase CDR1-like
Exons: 1
Coding region: 42-1391 (449 amino acids)
Biological process (GO): proteolysis
Cellular component (GO): extracellular region
Molecular function (GO): aspartic-type endopeptidase activity
Source: RefSeq, a predicted model, not a curated record
AAUCCUUUCACCUUUUCAUCGCCACAAACAAUCAACUAGUCAUGGCAUCUCUUCAUUCACUUCUCUCAUUCGCUGCAUUGGCAACUACAUUCUCUGUUGUUUUUCUUUGUAGCUUCUCUCUUAUUGAGGCUUCCAAUGGGGGCUUUAGUGUGGAUCUAAUCCACCGUGACUCUCCAAACUCUCCCUUCUAUGACCCUUCAGAAACUCCUUCACAGCGCAUAGUCAAGGCUUUGCGUCGUUCCAUUAACCGUGUCAAUCAUUUUAAGCCAACUUCUUCACUCUCUACCAAUGCAGCUCAAGCAGAUAUAAUCUCAAAUCGAGGUGAAUACCUCUUGAAAUACUCUGUUGGUACACCACCAGUCCAAAUCCUAGGCAUUGCUGAUACUGGUAGUGAUUUGAUUUGGCUACAGUGCAAGCCUUGCAAUGACUGCUACAAGCAAACAGCUCCACUUUUUGAUCCUACAAGGUCAAGAACGUACAAAGAAGUUUCAUGCUCUUCAUCCCAAUGUCAGUCUCUAAAAGGAACCUCAUGCUCAGGCAGCGAUGAUUCAAGUUGCUCAUACUCCGUUUCUUAUGGCGAUCAUUCUUUCUCAAAUGGAGACCUUGCUGUUGACACUCUCACUCUGGGAUCAACUACAAGCCGUCCUGUGCCUCUCCCUAAAACUAUCAUAGGGUGUGGACACAAUAACGGUGGAACCUUCAAUGCAAACGGUUCUGGGAUUGUUGGCCUUGGAGGUGGCGCGGUUUCUCUUGUUUCCCAAUUGGAUUCUUCAAUUGAUGGCAAAUUCUCCUACUGCUUGAUUCCAUUAACUUCCCAAGGCGAUACCACAAGCAAAUUGAAUUUCGGUAGUAAUGCCGUGGUUUCGGGUUCUGGAGCCGUGUCUACUCCCAUAGUCCCCAAAGAUAUUGACACCUUCUACUACCUAACACUCGAAGCAAUUAGUGUAGGCAGAAACAGAAUCGAAUUGACCAAGCCUUCCCAAUCCGGAGAUUCAGCAGAGGGCAAUAUUAUCAUUGAUUCAGGCACAACAUUGACAAUAUUGCCAUCAGACUUGUACCCCGAUUUUGAAUCAGCAGUAAAAGCCGAAAUUGAUUUAGCACCUACUGAAGACCCGAGUGGAGUUCUAAGCCUUUGCUACGAGUCAUCAUCAGAUGAUUUUAGCGGUCCAAGUAUCACAGCUCAUUUCACCGGUGCAGAUGUGAAUCUGAGUUCGAGCACUACCUUCAUCAGAGUAGAUGAGCAAGUUGUGUGCUUGGCUUUCGUUGCUGCAUCAGAUGAACCAGGGUCAAUCUCCAUUUUCGGUAACUUGGCCCAAGCCAACGUGUUGGUAGGCUAUGACGUUGUGAAGAGAACUGUGUCUUUCAAGCCAACGGAUUGCACAAAGCUUUAA